AUGGAAGUCAAUGGUGAACCAGAUAUAGCUGGUAUUUUCAGCGCGGCUUUAAUGCCAUUGAAAGAUAUGAAAGAUGCAGAUAUUUUGGACCAGUAUGAAAUGAACAUGGCUGAUGGAAAUAUAACACCUGACGUUCUAGAACAUUUAUCUCAAAGAACUACACAGAACCAUAGAGAUGGUAUAUUUGGUGAAGAGUUUAGAAAGAAAGUUAGGGAGAGAAGGAAGAGAACCUAUUGUACAUGA
Trichomonas vaginalis G3 is the source of this 243-nucleotide messenger RNA. RefSeq names its product protein of unknown function, DUF4106 family. Lineage: Eukaryota; Parabasalia; Trichomonadida; Trichomonadidae. The transcript has a single exon. The record is from RefSeq and is a predicted model, not a curated record. Bases 1 to 243 code for a protein of 80 amino acids.